AUGGAACAUCACUGUGGUCUAAUCACUGGCAACAAUAAGACAGUGCCACUGAAGAACAUCUUGGUAACCCUGUCUAUAAAUGACUUUGUGGCUGCUGUUUCUGCCACUUUAAACUAUAAGAAUGAGGAGCAAGUCCCAUUAAAGGCAAUCUUUGUGUUCCCCAUGGAUGAAGACUCUGCUGUCUACAGCUUUGAAGCCUUGGUCGAUGAGAAGAAGAUUGUGGCACAAAUGCAGGAGAAGAAAGAGGCUGGAAGCAACUAUGAGGCCCUCUCCCAGGGCCACCAAGCUUACUUAUUGGAAGAGGAUUACUACUCCAGGGACAUCUUUUCUUGUGAUGUGGGGAACCUUCCACCUGGGGCUAAGGUUGCAGAUACCCUAAGGUAUGUGCAGGAACUUCCCUUGGAAACAGACGGGGCCCUGCGCUACCUGCUCCCAGCAAUCUUGAAUCCAAGAUACCAGCUCUCAGAAUGGUCAACAAAAAGUUGCUUUAGUGAAGAGAACCUCAUAGUCUCUUUGGAGGACCUGUCCUACACAUUCAGCAUGGUUGCCACCAUUACCUCCCAGCAUGGCACUGAGAGGGUCCAAUCCAACUACUCCUUGGGUCCUAUUCAGUACCUUACAGAUGACAAGACUUCUGCUUAGGUUUCCUUGGAUGAAGGACACAAGUUUGACCGAGAUGUAGAACUCCUCAUUCACUACACUGAAGUGCACAGCCCCACUGUAGCUGUGGAGAUGGGGAUGCCAGACAGGAAGCCAGAUAGUUUGAUGGGAGCCCCUGUUGCAAUGGUGAGCAUCUACCCAGACAUCCCAAAAGUGGAGGCCUCAAGGGCCUGUGGAGAAUUUAUGUUCCUCAUGGACCGCUCUGGAAGUAUGCUCAUCCCCAUGAACACCCAGAAUUCUCAGCUGCGCAUAGAGGCUGCCAAGAUAAAGGCAGAAACUCUGUUGCUGUUGCUAAAGAGUUUGCCAGUGGGUUGUUAUUUCAACGUCUAUGGAUUUGGAUCUACCUAUGAAAAAUUAUUUCUGGAGAGUAUGAAGUACACUCAGGAAACAAUGGAGAAGGCAGUGGAAAGAGUGAAAGAUUUAGAUGCUGAUCUAGGGGACACUGAAAUCUUGACACCACUUUGCAACAUUUACAAGGUGCCCUCCAUUCCUGGCCAUCCCUUACAGCUUUUUGUCUUCCCAGAUGGAGAAGUUAGUGACACGUUUAGCGUCAUUAGAGAAGUUAAGUUAAACGGCAAGAAACACAGAUGUUUCUCAUUUGGAAUUGGAGAAGGAGCCUCCACCAGUUUAAUCAAAGGCAUCGCCUGGGUAUCAGGGGGCAGUGCAGAGUUUAUCUUAGGCAGGGACAGGAUGCAGACCAAUGUUCUUGGGUCUCUGAAGUUCGCUCUACAGAGUGCAGUGGAGGACAUCUCUCUGAGCUGGGAUUUGCCUCCUGGUCUGUCUGUUAAAAUGCUUUCUCCAGAGCAGACUGUCAUCUUUAGGGGUCAGAGGUUAAUCAUCUAUGCCCAGCUGACUGGGAUUGUGCCCCAAAUGGAGAGCUCAGGAAAUGUGUGCCUCAAGUACACCAUCGAGGGCAAGAGUCUUGAAAGCAGGGUGGAAUUUUCCCUACAAACCAAGACAAAUGCCAGUUUGACCAUUCAUCCAUUGGCUGCAAAGACCUUGAUUCAGACCAAGGACUUUGGCUUCCAUGAGACUUCGAAAGGAGUAGAAGAAGUGGUCAGCAUCAGCACUGAGUCUGGAGCCCUCAGCUCCUUCACAGCUUUCAUCGCCAUAAACAAGGAGCUCAACCAGCCUGUGGCACGGCCUCUGACUCGCAGACUGAUUGGAAUUCCAGGAACGAGCAUGGAUGCUGCUGCAGUCUUCACUGUGCAUUUGUGUUUUUCAGAUACCAAGACAAAACCUCGUGCCUCAAGGAAAAACAAAAGAUCUUCUACAGGGAAAUUCAGGAUCCACCAAAAAGACAAAAUGGCAGAUUCUUCCACCAAGGAAAUUAACUUGAAAAAUGACCACAAAGCUUUUGGAAAGAAUGUUGUUGUACAGUUGAUUUCCCUCCAAAAUGCAAAUGGCUUCUGGAAGCUGCAUGAAGAUCUGGGCAAGAUCCUAGGCACUAAUUUGGAAGACAUCAAGGUUGCAAACCCUACCAAGCAUGAGGGCCCCUCAGCCUGGGCCACAGUGCUGCUGGCAGUUCUCUGGCUGCAUGCCAAUGGCAAGGACUUGAAAUGCAAAUGGGAGCUUCUAGAAAGAAAGGCUGUGGCCUGGCUUCAUGACCAUGCAGGCUCCUCCAUCCUCAUGCUUGUGCAGACUGCCAAUGGUCACCUGAAGGUAUCUGUGAAUCCUGAGGUCUUUGACAUCUAA
This is a messenger RNA of Acomys russatus (golden spiny mouse), 2355 nucleotides long. Its product is annotated as von Willebrand factor A domain-containing protein 5A-like. The record is from RefSeq and is a predicted model, not a curated record. NCBI's taxonomy places the organism in Eukaryota, Metazoa, Chordata, Mammalia, Rodentia, Muridae.